Messenger RNA from Lacerta agilis (Sand lizard), 3255 nucleotides. It is a transcript of the gene AJAP1, whose product is annotated as adherens junctions associated protein 1. Bases 177 to 1346 code for a protein of 389 amino acids. The record is from RefSeq and is a predicted model, not a curated record. NCBI's taxonomy places the organism in Eukaryota, Metazoa, Chordata, Lepidosauria, Squamata, Lacertidae. Gene Ontology annotation, cellular component: plasma membrane; cytoplasmic side of plasma membrane; cell-cell contact zone. The transcript has 6 exons. Gene Ontology annotation, molecular function: beta-catenin binding.
CUCUCUUUUUGGAAACUCUUCCUCUCUCUCUAUUGAUCGCCUCCCUCACCCUUGAUCCAAACCUGAAAACCCUUUCCCUCCCCUCUUAUCCAGUAACGCCCCCCCCCAACCAAGCACAGAUGGCUGGGGCUGUGAAAAUUUGAUCCCCCCUUUUUUCUGGGUUACCAGACGUGACAAUGUGGAUACAUCGGUUUUUAGCUACCAGGUCAGGUUAUCCUGUACGAAGCCAUGCUUGGAUUUUAAUAGCCAUGUUCCGACUUGCCAUGGAUUUCACCUCUUGUGAAUCUUUGGGCCACGGUCAUAGGCCCUUGCAAAGACCGGGUCACCGUGACCGAUAUGGAUUCUGGCAUAGUCCUUUGUGGAGUCUUAGAUCCGGGCAGCAGGCCAGGAGUUAUGGGCUUCCGGGGAACCAUGCUUCCCCCUACUUGGAACGGUCUAACGGACAGCUGGCCAGUACGUAUCAUUCCAAACGUCUACACAAAGCCACGGACCUCCUCUGGGAAAAUGGGCACCCCGAGCACUUUGCGCCCCCCAGAUCAGACCCUUCUCUGGCAGACGGGAGUACAGCAUACCAGACUUACUUGAGGAGGAGGAAACGGUACCUCCGGGCGAUUGGCAAGCCCACUCCGGAGACCGAGGUGAUUGUCUGGGGGUCCACAAGCCCUUUGGAAACCCUGGAGAGCUUCUCGGGAAUUUAUGGCAGUGCCACCACCAUCUCUGUUUUGCGACACAAGACCACCACCAUCUCCACCACCACCACCACCACGAUCACCACCACAACUGCGGCUUCCACGACGGUUCAGCCAGAAGGACCUGGCCCUGGGAUUGGCACACCCAAAAACAACCCCGGUGUGGUUAGCACAAUGGUACCACCUGCCACUUCUGAUGGGAACAGAAAAGAGGUUGGUGCCCCUCCACCCAAGAUCCCAGGAGACACUUCAGGUCUGGCCGUCCAUCAGAUUAUCACCAUCACCGUCUCCCUCAUCAUGGUCAUUGCUGCUCUGAUAACGACGCUCGUCUUAAAAAAUUGUUGUGCCCAGAGUGGGAACACAAGGAGGAACAGCCACCAGCGUAAAAUCAACCAGCAGGAAGAGAGUUGUCAGAAUCUGACGGACUUCACCCCAGCCAGAGUCCCUAGCAACCUGGAUAUAUUCACGGCCUACAAUGAGACGCUACAGUGUUCCCAUGAAUGUGUGAGGACGCCAGUGCCGGUCUACGCGGAGGAGACAAUACUUCCCCCAGGGGAUUAUAAAACAUCCUUCAAUGGAAAUAGACCCUCCUCCUCCGAUCGGCAUCUAAUCCCUGUGGCCUUUGUGUCUGAGAAAUGGUUUGAAAUCUCCUGUUGACCAGCCGAAGUCUGUUUUAUUUCCUGGGGGCAGGGCAGACGCCAUGUGUCCAUUUCCUGGAUUCCAUUGGUGAACCUGUAAAAACAAAAAAACAAAAGGAAUGGGUUACCUAUACCUACCAUUUGUGUUUACUGAUGGAAGACUCAAAGAACAGCCAAAUAUAUUUUUAUAUAAUAAAAAAGGGAUUUGCCCCUACAAGUGAUUGAAUUUUCGAGGAGUGCAUUAUUUUUCAUGGGAGAAGAUGGUUGUGGGUGGGGUCUGGGGUGGGGAGAGAAUAAACUUGCAAGCAAAGAUGGAAGAAAGAAGAUGGAAGCCAGCCAAACAGAGCCAUGGCUUCAGUCUGGGACAUGUGUGGACUGUGACUCUAUUUUUGAACCUGUGCCAAUAAUACCAUAAUGUGCCAUGAUUUGCCUGGGGAAAACGUCUUCAGAAGGUGACGCAGAGCAGAAUACAUGUCAAAAAGAAUAUAUAUAUAUAUAUAUAAAGUGAAAGCAAGGGUGGGGAAUAUCUCUUCUAAUAAAGUCAGUAUUUCUGGUUACUAUACAUAUAAUAUAUAUAUAUAUAUAUAUAUAUAUAUAUAUAAACACAAACACUUUUUGUACUGUAGCAAAUUUUUUGGGGAAAAAAACUUAAAUGUUCUGGGUUGUUGUUUUUUUCUAUAAAAAAAAUAAUACCAUCAAAGAAAUGGGUGUUGUGGGUUAUAAAUAUGAUUCCGUUUGACACGCUUAGUAUAUAUGAACUUAAAUAAAUGGAUGUUUUCUACUUCAGAAAUUUAGUUUUCACAAACAUACAUGCUGACACCUGCAUUUCAAAGCCCAUUUCUACAAAGAGAACUAAUUUAACAACAACAACAACAAUCCUGGGGUUGGGAAAAGGCAAUUGAGCGUUCUCUGAAUAAUCCAUGUUGAUUACAGCUCUUAGAAUUUCACAAAAGAAGCUCAGUGGAUCCGGUGUGAACACAGAGAGUUUCGGUGUGCAGAAAGAACCAAUUCAGGCUAUGACAUUUCUCCAUGCCUAUGGGUUUCAGGAAGCAACGCUAAAAAUUCUUAACAGGGAGUAAGUCACAUUGAUUUUACUGAGAUGUACUUCUGAGUAGACAUGGUUAGGGUUGUCAGACUGUGUUCCCUGGGGUUCCUUUAAAUCUUAUUGAGGAUCCCUUGAUGAGAAGGUCAACAAUGAUGGCGCCACAUUCUUGAAAGACAGAAAUCUUCCCCUGCAAUGCACAUCCACAGGAGAGCAUGAGGGUCAGGUUCAGGAACAGCCCCUCAAGUUCACUGAAGGCAAUGGUAAUGGCCAAUAGAUCUGAUGUGUGAAGUCUUUGCACUUGCUUCAGAACCUUCUGUCAACACACAAGAGAUCCAUGGCAGACAAGCCAGUGUGGGAAAAGAUGCUCGAAAACUACAUGACUAUCUGCACAUCCAGAACUUCGUGGAGAAAGGCUAGUGUAUGCCAGGUGACCAAAAGCAAAGGAAAAUAAGCCAAUGUGUUGUAUGGGGGAGGAGGGGCUUUGAAAGGUGUUUGAGAACAUCAACUGGACCAGAACAUGAUGGGUGCUUACCUCACCAGUUUGCUGGUUUUUGUUUCUGAGGACAAUUCAAAGUCCUUGUGUUGACUUCCAAAGCCUCUAGUUGUUUUUGGUGGGCUGGGAUAGGUGAAGGUCUUCUCCUUCCACUUGAACCUGCCUACCAGCUCAGAUAAUCAAAUAAGGAUCUCCUUGUCCUACAGAGGUUAAGUGGCUCACUUACCUGAGAGAGGGUCUUUUUGUAUGGUGGCUCUGUGAUUGUGGAAUAACCCUCCUAGGCAAGUUAUCACUUGGAGCCAUCAUCACUCUCUCUUAGGCACCAGAUAAGGUCCACCUUGUGUCCUCCCCUGUGUUUUUAACACUGUGUUAUUUCUUUUUUCCUUUUUU